Messenger RNA from Aspergillus tanneri, 1518 nucleotides. RefSeq names its product MFS transporter. Gene Ontology annotation, biological process: transmembrane transport. Lineage: Eukaryota; Fungi; Ascomycota; Eurotiomycetes; Eurotiales; Aspergillaceae. The record is from RefSeq and is a predicted model, not a curated record. The transcript has 5 exons. Gene Ontology annotation, molecular function: transmembrane transporter activity. The coding region runs from base 1 to 1518 and encodes 505 amino acids.
AUGCCCAGCGGAGAGAAUUACCGGCUCCGGCAGCCCAACUUGGAUUUGCAGAAUGGUCUGUACCCACUGUUAACAAGCAUGAAGCCGCUAACCAAGGCAGACGACGACCGGGAUGCUUUCCUGGUCCGUUUCGAAGAUGGUGAUAAGGAGAAUCCAAAAAAUUGGAAACCUUACUACAAAUUAUGGCUCACCAUAGAAAUGGGUAUGCUGGCCUUUGUUGGCUCGUUGGGAUCAUCCAUUAUGACACCAGCGUCAGCAACACUGUCGGCGUAUCUGGACGUCAGCAUCGAGGCAACGGUACUGGUGCUAUCUUUGUUUGUCCUAGGAUUUGCGCUGGGCCCAUUGCUCUGGGCGCCCAUUAGUGAAAUAUGUGGACGCAAAUGGUCCAUGUUGCCGCCGGUUCUCGUGUUGGGACUCUUCAGCAUCGGAACUGCAGUGAGCAGGAACGCAACAAGUGUUUUCAUUACUCGAUUUUUAGGCGGCGUCUUUGGCUCUGCGCCCAUUAGUAACGUAUCUGCGGCACUAGGGGAUAUUUAUGAUCCCCAGGAUAGAGGGGUGCCCAUGGCAUUCCUCGCGCUAUGCGUAGUAGGGGGUCCAACAGUGGCUCCUGUUAUUGGCGCAGCGCUCACAGUCAAUCCACACUUGGGAUGGCGAUGGACUGCAUACAUGGAAGCUAUAGUAGCGUUCGUGGUUUGGGCUGUUGCGCUCUUUUUCCUGCCGGAAACGUAUGGCCCUGUCCUACUGAAACACAAGGCGAAGCGUAUGCGUGAGAGUACAGGAGAUGAGCGAUUCUGGCAUCCCAGCGAGAAUGAAAAGCUUCACCCGCGUAACGCUGUCACAAAACACCUUCACAGGCCUCUGCGCAUGUUCUUCACAGAGCCAAUGCUGACGUGCAUUGCGCUCUACGCCUCAUUUGUCUACGGACUUCUCUUCCUCAGUAUCGAGGUCUAUCCGAUCGUAUUCUAUGAACAACGUCAGUGGAGCUUAGUCGUCUCCUCGAUUCCGAUUCUGGGUAUUUUCGUCGGUGUACUCUGCGCCCUCUUCAUCAACAUCGCCAACCAGCCUCUAUACGUGAGGGCCAUGGUCAAAAAUGGUGGUCAACCAGUGCCAGAGGCACGUCUGCCGCCAAUGAUCAUUGGAGGUUUCUUUUUCUCUGCUGGCCUGUUUUGGUUUGGUUGGACAGCAUCGCCACCGCAUUGCUGGUUGUCGCCGGUGGUUGCAGGGGGGUUUAUCGGUGCUGGCUUCAACGUUGUGUUCCAGCAAUGCCUCAACUUCUUGGUAGAUACUUAUGGCACAUAUGCGGCGAGCGCGAUCUCCGGGAACACAUUUCUACGAUCAUUGCUGGCCUGUGGGCUGCCCCUGGCUGCUAGACCUAUGUUCUUGAAUAUGGGAAUUGGCCCAGCUUCUAGUCUUUUGGGGGGCAUAUCCUGCUUGGCUUUGCCAGUUCCCUUUAUCUUCAUGAAAUAUUCUUCUACCUUGAGGAAGAAAUCCAAAUUCGCUACAGCAUUAAGCGGCUAA